AUGGCCACUUAUCUACAGUAUCGUCAUUUAAGACAGCAAUUGGCGAAACAGCUCGAGGAAAAGGUCGAGGAUGCAAGAGACCUACCCAGUCUUUCGCAACAGAAAACGCGCGUUGUUGGUGGACGGCCUGUGCUAGUGGUUGAUUGGGAUGCUCCUGAUGACACUCAGAAUCCGAGAAACUGGCCUUUCAAGCAAAAACUAUGUCCCCUACUCAUGGUGUCGUUGCUGGCGCUGCUUGUUGGUGCCUGCGCACCUAUCGACUCACCAAUAAUUCCGGAUGCGGCCGCAGAAUUCCAUGUGAGCACGCUUGUCGAAUCACUUAGUGUGGGCAACUUCCUGACUGGCUUUGGCUUCGGAGCAUUGGUUGCUGGUCCAGUGUCAGAGGUCCUUGGACGUUCAAGAACUUACUUGACGACGCUCGGUGUGAUGUGCAUAUUCCUCAUGGCUUCUGCGCUGGCUCCCAAUAUUGGCGCACAACUUGUUUUCCGCUUCCUGGCAGGUUUUGCUGGCUCAGCUCCACUCGUCUGUGCUGGCGGCACUAUUUCCGAUCUCUUCAAUCCUUUGGAGAAGACCUACAUCUUUCCGAUUUUCGCAAUGCAGGGCUUUACAGGCCCGGUUCUUGGAAGUGUCAUGAGCGCUUGGGUUCCGGAUUCACCACACUUGCACACGUGGCGCUGGUCUGAAUGGAUUGCCUUGAUGUUCUCGGGUACAGUCUUCUUCUGCCUCUUAGCCUUCCAGCCCGAGACCUACGAGCCUGUCCUCCUCAGCUGGAAAGCCAAGCAUUUACGCCGACUUACAGGUGAUGACCGAUAUGUAGCCCUGCAUGAGGUUGAGCGCAUACCUUUAGUCAGACAGCUUCAAACGGCACUCAUGAGACCUUUCGUGAUGGCAUGGUAUGAACCGGUCAUUCAACUAAGUACACUCUAUCUGUCGGUUGUCUACAUCGUUCUCUUCACCUUCUUCGGUGGAUAUGAAGAGAUUUUCAAGCAAACUUACAACCUAAGUACUGGCAUGACUUAUACACUGUUCCUUGCGAUUGCGAUUGGAGUGCUCUCUGCAAGUGCGAUUAUUCCUAUCGUAUACCGCAUCACUUGCAAGGCUGCGAACAAGGCAGCUGAAGAAGGAAAAUCCAGCUUCGAUCCUGAGAUUCGAUUGUGGUAUGCGAUGAUUGGAGCACCAUUCGUCCCCAUAUCGCUGUUCUGGAUGGCUUGGACGUGCUAUCCUUCAAUUUCUAUCUGGUCAGGUAUCAUUGCAUCCGUAUUCUUUGGAUUUGGCAUUAUCUGCGUGUUUUUUUCCAACUACAUGUACUUGAUUGACACCUAUACCCAAUUCGCCGCGUCCGGCCUCACAUUCAACACACUGGUUCGAUAUUCGAUAAGUGGAGGCAUGACUGUGGUUGGCAUUCCCUUCUACCAAAACCUAGGUCCUCAUUGGACACUCACGAUUAUGGCUUGUGUUAGUGUCUUGCUUACGCCUUUGCCAUAUCUCUUCUAUCGGUACGGUCAUGUGAUCAGGAGCAGGAGUAGAUAUGCUACAUAUGUUACAGAUAGUAACAGCAAAACUCGGACGUCAGGUCAAGAGAAAGAGGAUCCAGGGCUUCGAGAACGGGGCACGCUUGACAGGGACAAUAGUAGGAGCGAGGACGAGCCCGAGAUUCCUGGAGUUCUCUGA
This is a messenger RNA of Lithohypha guttulata, 1671 nucleotides long. RefSeq lists its product as uncharacterized. NCBI's taxonomy places the organism in Eukaryota, Fungi, Ascomycota, Eurotiomycetes, Chaetothyriales, Trichomeriaceae. Gene Ontology annotation, cellular component: plasma membrane. Bases 1 to 1671 code for a protein of 556 amino acids. Gene Ontology annotation, biological process: transmembrane transport. Gene Ontology annotation, molecular function: transmembrane transporter activity. The record is from RefSeq and is a predicted model, not a curated record. The transcript is spliced from 3 exons.